GACUCGCAUUGAUUAGUUAGUGUAUCAUUCGUCGUCGAGUUUGGGUCACAGCAUGGCAACUUCCUGGAAUAGACCUUCGGAGCUGGAAUUCCCUCGGGUGUGGAUUACAUUCCAGGCCCGGGAUCUGGAUAGCGAUCGUUUGGUAACCUAUCGGGUUCAGGAUCUACCACCAAAUCGUGCCGAAGAUGCCAUCGCACAUAUGAAGAAACAUUUCCUCAGAGAUGAACCCAUGUGUGGCAGCGUUGGUCUCUACAAGGAUCCGGUGGCACUGGAGGAGUUUAGUGAAAUGUGGAAAAACAUCAUCCAACAGAAACUCCCAGUAGUCUGCUUCCGGGAGGGGUCCGAUGAAAUUGUCGGUUUGAAUAUGUUGUGCAUCGUUUCGAAGGCCGACCAAAAAGAGUACAAGUUCCAAAGCGCCAACUUGCGGACCGUUUACGAGUCAUACGUAAGUUUGCUCAAACAAGCGAGCAUCUUCGAGAAGUACAAAGUUGACCAUUACCUGUCGGCCUGGGGAUUGUCAGUGGAUCCGCGAUAUCGUGGCCGGGGCAUCGGAACGGAAUUGCUGCGCGCCCGGAUUCCCAUGUGUCGCUCCAUGGGACUCACCGUAACGGUGACGCUGUUCUCCAAUCCCGGAUCGCAGAUACCGGCCGCCAAGGUUGGCUUCUAUGACGAGAUAGUUGUCACCUAUGGUCAGCUGGCGGAACAGGGUUGGCUCUUCCCGGGCGUCACAUACGAGUUCAACAAGCUGAUGACCAUGAUCGUGCAGUAGGAUGCGCUGAGAAGUGAAAAUCCACAAUAAAAUAUUUAGAUUAAAGAAGUGCGGGUUUAUUUCAAACUUAAUAGUUUGAGCAGCUCAACGAUUCCGCCAUAAAAUACCACACUUAUAAAUUUCAACCAUAUUUUCAUUGCAUGGAAUACUACAGGAAUCAAAAAUAAUAUACCAAUUAACGCUGCUUUCGUUUUAUUUUCCUUUAAAAAAAAUCUUGGUUGAUAAGCGAUUUAUUUAUCUAUAGGUACUCCCAAGUUGGGAGGCCCAACACUUUUAUGGCACAAUGAAGAAAAUCCGUUCAAAUCAAUAAACAUUCCAAUAAACAUUCUCGAAGUCGUUAUUAAAGUA
Messenger RNA from Uranotaenia lowii, 1117 nucleotides. RefSeq lists its product as uncharacterized. NCBI's taxonomy places the organism in Eukaryota, Metazoa, Arthropoda, Insecta, Diptera, Culicidae. Gene Ontology annotation, molecular function: N-acetyltransferase activity. Bases 53 to 769 code for a protein of 238 amino acids. The transcript is spliced from 2 exons. The record is from RefSeq and is a predicted model, not a curated record.